UCCUCAUACAUUAUAAAUAAAGUAGAGAAACAUAGAGAUAUAAAUUACUUUUUUUAUUAACAAGGUUUUGUUUGGGGAUAUAAAUGAAGAGAUGAAGAAGACACAUAAACCAAGUGCUAUAGCAUUUGCAAAAGAGAGAGAAAGAAAGAAGCAUGUACCAAUAUGGUGAGUGCUGGGAACAAGAUCAGAGUAGUUAUGAGCCCUAUUAUGAUGAGGUUCCUGCUUCUGCUUGGAACUUUGAGCUUCCAUUAACAACAGGAACAGUUGUUGAUGCAGUUGAGUCUUCUAGUAUUAGCAGUAGUAGUGCAGAUAGCUAUUCCUCUUAUGAAAGAUGCAACACUAUUCCUUCUUCAUACUCUGAUCUUGCUGCUAAUGAUGUGCUAUUCUUCCAUCAACACUAUCCACAACAACAUCAUCUUCAUAGUAAACUACUCAUUGGUGAUGAUCAUGAAUAUGAUGCUACAGAUCAUCAUGAGAAGCCUCUUCAGAUUUCCUUUCAAACAAAUCAGACAGAAAAGCAAGACUAUGUGAGUGGUUCUAGCAACUGUGGUUAUAGGAGAGGUCCAUCAUCAUCAUCGUCAUCAUCGACUAAAAGAAGAAUAAGAUGGACCAAAGAUCUCCAUGAGCCAUUCAUGACCGUUGUUAAUAGACUCGGUGGUCCGCAUAAGGCAAAGCCUAAGGCUAUAUUAGACAUGAUGAAAUCUGAUUUGUUGUCAAUUACACACAUUAAAAGUCACUUGCAGAAAUAUAGGUCUACAAUAUGGCACCACAAAGCUUCACAUGAAAGAUCAUUUGAGGAAGGAGAUAAAACAGAUGUCACUCAUCAACUUCAACACAAAAUCAGACAAAUACAAAUUGAGGAAUCACAACAACUUCAACAAGAGGUCCGCAGGAGUAUUCAUCAACAACUGGAGAUGCAACGAACUUUGCAAAUGCUGAUUGAACAGCAAAGAGAGCAGCUCAAGAUGAUGUUAGAUCAACAAAAAGAAAGAAACAAAGUGGGAAAGAAAUUAAAUAACCCUUAAGACAUUAUGCAUAAAACUAGAUGUGAGAUGGGUCAAUUGUUUUGAUAUGUUAAUCUAUUUUUCCAUCUCUAUAAUUAUGUGCCAUAUGGCCAUGCUAUAUGCUUUUUCAUGCAAUUACCAAUAUUAUUGGAUUGCAGAUAAAUGUGAAACAGAGACGGAUCCUUUUAUAGUGGUUGCUUAAUUAUGGAUACACGUUUAAUUAA
Messenger RNA from Arachis stenosperma, 1228 nucleotides. Its product is annotated as myb family transcription factor PHL5-like. The coding region runs from base 153 to 1025 and encodes 290 amino acids. The transcript has 7 exons. NCBI's taxonomy places the organism in Eukaryota, Viridiplantae, Streptophyta, Magnoliopsida, Fabales, Fabaceae. The record is from RefSeq and is a predicted model, not a curated record. Gene Ontology annotation, molecular function: DNA binding; DNA-binding transcription factor activity.